Symbiodinium necroappetens is the source of this 431-nucleotide messenger RNA. Lineage: Eukaryota; Dinophyceae; Suessiales; Symbiodiniaceae. The record is from the annotation of a GenBank genome assembly.
AUGGCAGGCCAUGUCCGUUUAGCAGGAGCUCUGUGUGUGGUUGGGUGGGCUUCUGGCCUUGGAGAUUUGGGAACCCGACGGCCAGCUGAGCUGGAGGACGUUUUCCGAAAUGCUGCAUCGCCACUGGUUGGAGACUGGCUGUCUUCGGGCUCGUUUGCGAUGCUGGCAGAUCAGCAACUUCCGUGCUUGAAAGUUCUGGUUGUGCUGGAUUGGGUUGCACAAAAGCUGCAUGAGUCCUUCUCGCACACAAGAGAAAAUUUCAAUUUGUGGAAGGACAUCCUCGUAGCCAAAGGGUUCCAAGGUCAGACGUCUCACGAGUGGUUCAGGUCCUCUAAUUACUACAGCCUCCUGCAUCCCAUCAUGGACAUGAGCAGGAUUUGCACGCACUUCAUGGAGUUUAUCCACGCCGUUGUCAUGGUUCAUGGCGAAAG